GGUGGCUGGAAGUGGAGCGAGCAGCAGACGGGAGCGAGUCCAGAGAUGACGCAACGCUGACGUCACGAGCACGGACCGAGGCUAUUAAAUCUAUGCACGCCAACCCCAGAUGAAUUUAGGGGCCCGGCACCUGGACCAUACAGUAAGCCUUGAACUAUUGCACGUUUUGUUUUUGUUUAAGUCGCUCGUUACGUCCUCGAUAUGAGUUAGGUUUUGUUUGGGCUUUUCUAUUUCGCUUCUUUUGUUGUUGUUUUUCCUUUAAAUGUUCCGAAACACCUGGCAUCAGUGACGUUUUUUCAACUACCGUAAUACCUCUAAAACCACGCCAGAAUCUGUUUGGGUCGUGUUACAGUUCAAGUUACACGCUUGACAUAAAGUCGGUAAAAUGAAUGAAGUUUAAAAUUCUUGAGCGCCGUUUGAAGUAAAGAUAACUACGAAAUGUUAAUGAACGCCCCCACGUACAUCCAUGAUGGUAGGUUAGCUUGGUCGUUAGGUCUUGGUUAGGCAUUGAUGAAUGGGGCUGCUUGAGUUAGUUGAAAUCGUUCAGCAAACACGUAGAGUCGAUGUUUCUAAAACAGAGAUUCAAAUCAUACUAGUCUUCAGAAUCGUCAAUCUCACCGAAAGAGUUCAUUCCGUCGCUCUCAACAAAGGGUUCAUUCCGCCCAUCGCACUCACCAGAGAGUUCAUUCCGUCAAUCUCACCAAAGAGUGUUGAAUGAAAAAUUAGUAAAAAGUUUAAAAUACGUUUAAAUUAUAUUUUAAAAAAUAAGAAUAAUUGACAGUUAACUACGAAAAUUUUCGAUUCAAAAAAAAAAAAAAAAAAAAAAAAAAAAAAAUCCCAUUCCGGGAAUUCACUUAUCGCGGUACUGAUUGACCGCGAUCACUGAGGUACGACUGUAUGCAGUAAUGAGCUUUACGAGUCCAAAGAUUGAGAUUCAUUGUCUUUAAGUUUGAACCAGGACCAACACCAUUUGUCAGCGAACAAUUUUGACGUCCCACUGUCUCUCCUCCGUCAAACGGCGGCCUCUAGAAGACAUCCACAGCUGCAGACUAAUUGUACAGGUCCCUCUCGUGAUGGCAUGACAAAAUAGUUUCAGGGCUCGACUUACAAAACGUUAUGAAUUGACGUACGCGACGCACAUUCAUUCGCCGGAAGCUAUACAGUUUUUAAAAAAUCAUCAAGAUCGCAGCAGCAUAUUUAGGCGACUGUCCGAGUGUCCGUCAGCCAGCUUGUUGAUCUUGUACCCGACGUUAUGAAUUGACGUACGCGACGCACAUUCAUUCGCCGGAAGCUAUACAGUUUUUAAAAAAUCAUCAAGAUCGCAGCAGCAUAUUUAGGCGACUGUCCGAGUGUCCGUCAGCCAGCUUGUUGAUCUUGUACCCGACGCAACAGUGUUCUGAAAGUGCUCCCGAAACUUUCUACAACCAUCAGACAAUCGAAGGUAAUGAAAUACAGUCAAAGUAUUAAAAUGUUGAGUUUUCUAUUUGAGUGCUCUGCCUAAGCUGAAAAUUUGUUUUAAAAAAUCUCAAUGUAUGAAUGGUUUUAAUUGAUACAUCAGAGAUUUGGCUUGAUCAGUAACUUGAACUGUGAGAUAUUACGACAUGGCCAUUUAAAAUUACAUUUGAACUGUUUGACAUUAUAAAAAAAAAAAACUAACUGAAAAUAAGUUUAUCAACUUUUCAUCAAAAAUAAUUUAUAAAUAAAUAGUUGGCGGAAAGAGUGGGUGGGUUGGGGAGUGAUAUUCAUAAACUUUUAUCUUUACUUUUUAAAUCUUCCUAUUUCACGUGCAAAACAUGGAAUGGAAGCAUGCGAUAAAGUUUUGUGUGGAGAAAGGCCUACAUUUAAUUUCAACGCCAAUUUUUUUUUUCUCGAUUUAACUACAAUAUGAGGACAUGUCACAUCGACGUGUUCCAUUGCCGCCUUUACAGGUGAUGUAGUUCAAAGGUUGACAGAGUCAAUGUUGCAAUGAGUCUUAAGAUGUAGUUCAAGGGUUGACAGAGUCAAUGUUGCAAUGAGUCUUAAGAUGUCGUUCAAGGGUUGACAGAGUCAAUGUUGCAAUGAGUCUUAAGAUGUAGUUCAAGGGUUGACAGAGUCAAUGUUGCAAUGAGUCUUAAAGCCACAAUCACAUAAACGGUCAAACAUUGACAUGAAGAAAGGGAGAGCUUGCAUUUGUCUAAGAGAGAAUGUCAAUGGCUCUAAAGGAAGCAAUACAAAACCUGAAUUACUUUAAAUUUAGCGAAGUGAUUACACUAAAAUAAACCUUUUAUUUUUGAAACAUGCCAACUUAAUGAAAUUCUAUAACCAAUUCAGAAAAUUCAAAAAAUCUUUCAACUUUUUGACUUUCGAAGCUUUAUUAAAACUAAAAUGAACAACAUUAACAAAAUAAUAAAAUGGUUUUCUUCACGUUGUUCACGUCGGAGCUGUAUAAAGAAGAGUAGCUUUAUACUUUAAAAAAAAGGGGGAAAAAAUUGUUACUUAAAUAAAAACGCUUUAAAAACUAUUUCUUAAAUAGGAGCAGUUAAACGACGGUUACUUGUAUUUAAAUUGGUUUGAGUUAACUAUCCUGUAGAAAUAUUUCUUGAACUGAAAUCUAUAAAUAAUAGCACUAUUCACUUGAUUUAAAAUACUUUUCUUUAUUUAUUGUAACGCUGAAUGCAUCAACGAAAUAAAAAUAAAAACUCCGCAUAGCCACAGUUCUAAAAACAAUGUUAAACGACUCCGCAACCCCUCCCCCCCCCCAAAAAAAAAAAUUGUUUUCGUAUAAAUCCUUUUUAUGCAUUAUGUUUGUUUCCAAAGUCAUCUCCCACAGUAAAUUCUUAUUUUUAAGGGUGGGGCUGAAGAUUUGAGAGAAUGUGUUGUCAUCGGCAACAAGUCUGUGUGCCAAGUUUCAGCUCGAUAGGUAGACGGGACGUUGGUCAAAUUAGCCUUAGCCUUACGAAGGUUUGUGCUCCAAAGAAAAACACAACAAGCGAAGCUAAUAUAAAGGAUUUCAUAACACUGUUUGAUAGCUGCGCUUUAAUAGCAUCGGCGUUGAGAAAUUGUUUUGCAGAAUGCAGUUUUAUUUUAAAGCCUAAUUGUGUGGAGAUGAAAGCUAUUCACUCGUAUGUUUAGAGAACUCCAUUGCAAGUCACUCCAUGUUAUUUCAAUCCAGGUUGUUUCUAUCCCUUAGUUCAAAGUUCAAUCCAUGUUGUUCCAAUCCAUGUUAUUUUAUUUCAUGUUUUUUUUUUAAUCCAUGUCGUGUCUAUCCCUUUAGUUCAAAGUUAAAUUCAUGUUAUUUCAAUCCAUGAUAUUUCAAUCCAUAUUAUUUCAUUCCAUGGUGUUUCUAUCCCUUUAGUUCAAAGUUCAAUCCAUGUUUUUUUUUUCAAUCCAUGUUAUUUCAAUCCACAUUGAUUCGAUCCGUUGGUUAAAACCAUUUUUUUUUCAAUCCAUGUUGAUCAAUCCAUGUUGCCCUACGAGUUUUUAGAAUUCAAGGAUCUGCCUUCUACAAGGACAUUUCUAUAUGAAAAGUACCUAAUAUUUUGACCCGUUGUGAUCGUUCUCUAGACCAGAACUCAGCAAUCCAUUUUUUUCCGCGCGGCACACCCUAAGCCUUUUCGAGAACUCCGCGGCACACCACAAGAAAAACACAAAACACGCACAAAUAAAUUAUAAGUUAUCGCUCUUAAUGGAGUGUACUGUUAAAAGUCGUUCGACUACACUGUACAGUUUAAUAGUAACGUAUGUUUCUUAACUAUUAGGCGUGUUUCGGUUGCCUCAGUGAGCAGCAGCAUUAUAAUGGGCAAACCAAAGCCCAUCUUUACAGAUUUACAUGCCUACAUACUAAUAGCAUACUGUGUGGCUUUACACCCCUUCCAGGCAUUUUGUACGGCACUCCUGGAAAUCAUAUGGCGGCACACUAGUUGCGGAGCUCUGCCAAAGACUCUAGAUGUCGAGAAAAAUAUUGGUCAAAAAUAGUGUUAGAUGCUUAAUUCUAUUGUGCAAUCUAAUUUCAAUUGUGUAGUUUAAAUUGUGUAGUUUAAAUUGUGUAUUCUAAAUGGUGUAUUCUAAAUUGUGUAUUCUAAGUUGUGUAUUCUAAAUUGUGCAUUUUAUAUUGUGUAGUUUCAAAAUAGAAUGACAAUGAGAAUGAUUUAUUUCUAAUGUCUUUCUAAGAAAUAAAACAUCAAAUUUCCAAAAAUGAACGAUCGAGGGGUGGGGGGUGCGACUGACUUAAUUAUUUAAACAUCAACACCAGCUAUCAGUUGUACUGUUCUGUUUGUAGCCGGGGUCCGCAACCUUUUUGUGCAGAGCGCCGCAGGAAAAAAAUAUUAUUAUUACUUUGUAGGACCGCUUGGUAACGUUUAAUAAAAGGCAUUUACAUCAUGAAAUAGGGGAUCCGAAGACUCAUGCUGAGUUCAGUUCGCAAAAAUAUUAUGAAAUUAUUUUUAUUUUUCUGCUAUUAUUAUUACAAGUUUAGCAAUCGUUUACAUUGGGAUUAUUAUUUUUCCAAGUCUGUUACAGAUUAUCUUUCACAAUUGCACUAGCCGUUUUCAAUAUUAAGAAAAAUUACCCCAGCCGGGGCGUACCGACCCAUUCGCCACCCCCCCCCCUACACACACGUUUGGGUAAAUUGUAAAUAAACACGGGAUAUGACAUUUAACAUUAAAUCAACAAAACACGUUUCAGCCGUGAUGUGUCAGUGUCAAGGCCGAGACGCCACAUGAUUCUAUGACACGGAGUCGAGACGCCACGUGAUUCUAUGACACGGAGUCGAGACGCCACAUGAUUCUAUGACACGGAGUGGAGACGCCACAUGAUUCUAUGACACGGAGUCGAGACGCCACAUGAUUCUAUGACACGGAGUCGAGACGCCACAUGAUUCUAUGACACGGAGUGGAGACGCCACAUGAUUCUAUGACACGGAGUCGAGAAGCCACAUGAUUCUAUGACACGGAGUCGAGACGCCACAUGAUUCUAUGACACGGAGUAUUCAUUUCCUAGGUUUUGUGAACAAAUCAGUUCAUUUGAAAAUCCUUUAAACUAAGUUCGCUUCUGUUCUUGGGCGGCUGGCUGGAGAAAUGUUUGGACGGAUAAUUGACCCACUCCCCGGCAACCUAACGAGCUCAAACGUGGCACCUAGACUCGUUGUCGAUGACAACAUAUUCUAUGAAAUCUUCUGUUCCAGCCAGCAACCCCAACCUCCCCACAAAUCUGUUUGUUCCUGUUUUUCAAGGGGAACAUGAAGCGAAAUUACUGAUCACUGUGCAAAAUAAGAUUCUUAUAAUAAAAAAAAAGAUAUCGCCAGUGCGUUUGGUGCGUUAUAUUUUCCUUUGGUUUUUGUAAAUAGUUGGUGAAAUAAAUAUGUGGUGUACAAGUGUCUGAGUCAUUAGAAUAUUACAAUAAUUCAGGGGCGUGAAAAAUGUGCGGUUGCGGGCCCUGUCUAUUGGGGGGGGGGCACUAAUUGGGAUUCUUAUCAAGUGCUUUACGUGUAUGCAUGUUUUGUCUAAUUUUAAGCCCCUAUCCCCUAGGAUUAGUUCGAAAAACUUUGUUUUUUAAAGGGUUGUUUAAUUAGUGCAUUCAAAUCAUUGUGACUUUGCCUUAUAGGCGAGGAGAGAAGUUGGAUUACCUUUGUAUGUUCACAAGCAAAUACAUUUAAGGUUUUUAUUUUCAUGAAUUUUGUUUUACUUCAGACUAGAAAACAAAUAAUUAAAACUUCCUUAUUUGCAUUUAUUGAUACGAAUAAAGUGUUGAGUUUAGCGUCUUUGAAAUAAAAUCCCACCAUUCGUCUCACUCAAAGGCAUGAACUAAUCAAAGUUUAUCAAAUCGAUUCUUUAAGUUUAAACUUAAAGUACUCGUGCUGUAUGCUGUGUGAGGGAAUUUUCGCGAUGCACCCACUCUAAACAGCGAACUACCUGCCCCAAAUUCUAAGUGAGUCUGUCCAGGUUUGAGCCUAUAUCAACGUUAUGUCUUAAUUAAAAAAAAAAAAACUCCAACAAAAACGAAUUGACUUUAUACAGAUUUUCUUGACUUUUUAAAGAAUCUUCCUUUAACAUGAUGCAUUGUUUCUGUUUGUAUGACAUUAUGUAAAGCUAUUCAAUCUGUAUUGAAACUGGGUCUACCAAACCAGCCAUUCAUCAGUCUAGACCAGUAGUUCUCAAAAGGGGUGAUACCGCCUCCAGGGUAGUAAAAUGAUCUCUAGAUGUAAAGAGGAAGGGGGGGGGGGUGGCGUUGGUGGAAUAUACCAGAAAACCUUACUUUAAAAAAAACAACAGAAUUAUAUACAAUUUGAAAAAAAAAUAUUUAUAAUUAUCUAAUCAUUUUUGGCUUUGAACAAAAGUAAUGAAUAGACAUGGGCCAGAGAGUACAAAGGUCAAGAAUAGACAUGGGUCAGGAUACAAAGGUCAUUAAAAGACGUGGGUCAGAGAGUACAAAGGUCAUGAAUAGACAUGGGUCAGAGUGUAUAAAGGUCAUGAAAACACAUGGGUCAGGGUACAAACGUCAUGAAUAGACAUGGGUCAGAGAGAAAUCAAAGGUCAUGACUGGACAUGGGCCUGAGAGUGCAAAAAUCAAAAGUCAUUGCAGGACAUGGGCCUGAGAGUGCAAAUAUCAUGAAAAUACACGAGACAAACAGUACAAAGGGGUACACAGGACAAUAAUAAAUAUUCAUUUAGUACGUUAUAACCAAUCUUCAGGUGUAAUCUCUACAAAAAUAGUGAAUGAACCUUAAAGAGGAGCCGCUGGCAUAUUUUACUACACAUUCACUGGACUUUAAACAAAAAAAAAAUACAUGAAAUCACAGCACUCCAGAGUUUAUAUAUUAUUAUAUGAUAAGUUAGUCUACUUAAAUUAACGGACAACUUCACCGUCAAGGGCAGGUUGUUAACAAUAUUUUGUUUCAUGUUCGUUUCGGUUUGUUUGCUUUUUUAAGCGUCUAAAAUCUUUGACCUUUCAGUGUGUCCUUCAUUACCUACGGGUGUUUGCUAAAAAAAAAAACAACCUGAAUGUUUAUUGGCUGUCGCAAUACGAGUGUGUACGUUACGAAUGUGUACGUCCCGAGUGUUAACGUCACGAGUGUGUACGUCACGAGUGUGUACGUUACGAAUGUGUACUCCCGAGUGUUAACGUCACGAGUGUGUACGUUACGAAUGUGUACGUCCCAAGUGUUAACGUCCCGAGUGUGUACGUCACGAGUGUUUACGUCACGAGUGUUUACGUCACGAGUGUUUACGUCACGAGUGUUUACGUCACGAGUGUUAACGUCACGAGUGUUUACGUCACGAGUGUGUACGUCACGAGUGUGUACGUCACGAGUGUUUACGUCACGAGUGUGUACGUCACGAGUGUGUACGUCACGAGUGUUUACGUCACGAGUGUGUACGUCACGAGUGUGUACGUGACGAGUGUGUACGUCACGAGUGUGUACGUGACGAGUGUGUACGUCACGAGUGUUUACGUCCCGAGUCACGAGAGUUUAAGUCGUAUUUAGAAGCGUUUUUAAACACUGUGGAAUGUUUUAAAAAAGACAAAAGUUCCUUUCGAUACUGACCCCAAAGUCAUCGGGCAAAACUCACCUAUUGCCAGAAAUAUUUGAACGUUUGAAGUAAAGCAAAUUUACGAUUGCUGCUCUGGUGGUAACCUGUUCUGUUGGUCACAUCAUCUAAUUCAACCUUCUUUUGUGACAAAUCAAAUCUGCUGCCACCUUGCUCUGUCUCGUGAUACACUUGUGACAACCUUUGACAUCCUGUUUUAGUGGUAUCCUCCUAUAUAUGGCAAGACCCUUUUAUGCUAGCAACCUGCUUUGCUGAAGCCCUGCUCUGGUGUCAACGGGAUCUUGUAGUGCCCUGAUCAUCUGGUGGCGCCCUGCUCUGGUGAUAGAUAAUGUAACAUAUGCUAUUUUAUUAGGGUGUUGGGUUAGUAGCAUGGUUAACUACUUCUACAUUGAUGGUUCAGGAUGCCGGCUUGUGUAAUGUAAUAUUUCUUAUACUUUUUCCACUCCUUCACUCGAUUAACCGGUCACACAAGAAGUAGAUAUUAAUUUCCAGUUAAUUUCACAGUACUUUAUUACAUCACCUUUCUACAACAAUAAUAAUAAGAAUCCUUGCACACAUAUCCAGGUAAUAAAAUCCAGAAUGCAGUUAUCUCACACAUGUAUAAAUAUAUAAUACUCCAUGGUAUGAUAGAGAAUCCACAUGACAGAAAAUCAAACACGUCUUCACUUCUCUUCGACAUGAGAGAUACGGCUACUGAUCACUCAAUGACGUGAUGCUCACUUCCGCCGUACAAAAUAUAAUUCACCUCCUUUCCCGUGAAAAAUACACGUUAACAUAGUUCAAUAUUCAAAUUAUGCCACCUCCCUGACUCAAUGGUUUCGUGUGCAAACAUGGUCUGUUACAGAUAAUGUGCUCUGUCUUGCCACACACUCUUCUCGUAGCGCCCUGCUAUGGUGUCAACGUGAUCUUGUGUUGCCCUGAAUAUCUGGUGGUGCCCUGUUAUGGUGUCAACGUGAUCUUGUGGUGCCCUGAUUAUCUGGUGGUGCCCUGCUAUGGUGUCAACGUGAUCUUGUGGCACCCUGAUUAUCUGGUGGUGCCCUGCUAUGGUGUCAACGUGAUCUUGUGGUGCCCUGAAUAUCUGGUGGUGCCCCGCUAUGGUGUCAACGUGAUCUUGUGGUGCCCUGAUUAUCUGGUGGUGCCCUGCUAUGAUGUCAACGUGAUCUUGUGGCGCCCUAAUUAUCUGGUGGUGCCCUGCUAUGGUGUCAAAUUGAUCUUGUGGUGCCCUGAUUAUCUGGUGGUGCCCUGCUAUGGUGUCAACGUGAUCUUGUGGUGCCAUGAUUAUCUGGUGGUGUCCUGCUAUGGUGUCAACGUGAUCUUGAGUUGACCUGAUCAUGUGGUGGCGCUCUGCUCAAGUAAUUAUUUGAGUGCUGUUUUGAAAAGGACUUGAAGGAACACUUUCAAAUGUUUUCGCUUGGUGUCAACCCCCGUGAAGGCAAGGUUGCGGCCCACACCCCUAGUGACGCCACUGCUUAAAAAGAUCGUUUGAAAAUUUGAAUAUGGCACAUGCAAUUUUAAUAUCUUCUAUAAUUGAGACUGAAGAUUGAGUGAUAAGUCUAUGUUUAGUUGCAGAUGAAUUUGGUUCAAAUCGGAGCUGAAGGCAGAGCUUAGGCAAACUUAUUUAAAGUUUCAGCUUCAGAUGAAAAUGUUCAUUUCAAUGUGGAAAUGGUCAAAAAGCCUUGUCUUCCAAAGAAAUAUAAUCCAUCUUUAAGAUUGUUGUUGAGUUACCGUGAACCAUCACAUUGAAGAAAUAGUUACACUUGACUGGGUCCCCCCACAGCAUAGAGUUGAGCGAUGUGGAAAUAAGGUGUUAUUCUAAUUACCUAAUUUUAAACCUACUUUAAAAAGCUGCAAUGAUAAUGGAGCAAGCUAAAUACAUUAAAUAGUGAAUUAAUUAAAGUAAAAUACACUUUUUUUAAAGAUCUUAAUUAAAAGUUCAAUAACAUUUAUCUCGUUUACAUUUUAUUGUGUUUUUAUCUUCAUGGCAGUUUUGUGUUACUUUCCAGAAUAAAAAAAAAAUUUUUGGUGUAUCAUUGGGGGAGGGGAGGGGCGGUGGCCGAAGAAAAUUUGAGAACCCCAGGCCUAGACGCGUCUUUGCAGCAAAUGGAGCAUUAAUUUAAAAUGUAUAUAUUGAUUGUCCUUUUGUUAAGGCAUUUUGCAUCUCCAUUUGAAUAUAUAUCCAAUCAAACGUAUGUGGAUACUUCACAUUUGAUAUGUUAAUAUCCCCAGCCUUUGUGUCGUUCUCUUUGUAUACUGUUUUUCAUAAUCCUCUGUUACGUACUGUGCAUUCUAUAUAACGAGGCAAAUCUUAAAACAAAUUACAUUUACAGUACCCUAAAGGUAACAGAUGGUAUGAUACAGAAGGAGAUGGCAUUUUGAUUUUGGAGAAUGAGAUGGUAUGAUAUAGAAGAAGCUGGUAUGAUAUAGAAGGAGAUGGUAUGAUACAGAAGGAGAUGGUAUGACAGAGUAGGAGAUGGUAUGAUGGAAAAGAAUGGUAUCAUAGAGAAGGAGAGAGUACGAUAGAGAAGGAGAUGGUGUCUUAGAGAAGGAGCUGGUAUGAUAGAGAAGGAGAUAGUAUGAUGGAGAAUAAGAUGUUACGAUGGAUAGGCAGAUUGUAUAAAAGAUAAAGAGAUGUUAUGUUAGAGAAGAAGAUGUUAUUGUGACGUGACGUACGUUGUCUAGAGGUCGGUCCCCUGCGUACUAGCCACAGAACAAUUUUUCAAGGGUCUAGAACCCCUUUAUUUCUAGCUCCUACAGAGCUGACUCUUGCUCCAAGUAUCAACAAACAAUUCAGAGACUCAGGUUUUCUUAUUUAUUGGCUAUGUGUGCCUAGCAAUGGAAAACUUUAUUAGAAAUAGGCUCUGGUGUUCAGAAUAAAAAAACUCCACAUGCUAUACAAAACAGUUAAAGUUACACACGUCCUCUUCCAUCCGUAGAAAAACUCACUGCCUUUCACAAGACAAAAAUCAUACACCCUAUCCACAGCACUCGCCACUGUUCACUCCUUAAAAAAAACUCAUCUCACACACGUGGUUCCUCCCGACACAGCACACCGGUCAUACACUCCUAUCCUCACGUGGUUCCUCCCGACACAGCACACCGGUCAUACACUCCUAUCCUCACGUGGUUCCUCCCGACACAGCACACCGGUCAUACACUCCUAUCCUCACGUGGUUCCUCCCGACACAGCACACCGGUCAUACACUCCUAUCCUCACGUGGUUCCUCCCGACACAGCACACCGGUCAUACCUUGACCGAGACGAAUAAAAACCCGUGUGGCACACGGGGAAAAGAAACUCACCCAAAUAAACAUUAUACAAGUUGACACAGACAAACUCACGCGACCUGACCGUCACAGUUAUGAAAGAUAAGGAGAUAAGGAGCUGGUAUGAUAGAUAAGGAUAUGGUAUGAUAGAGGAAGAGAUAUUAUGCUGUACAAAGAAAUAGUAUGAUAGAGAAGGAGAUGCUAUGAUAGAAAAGGAGAUAGUAUGAUACAGAAGGAGGUGGUAUGAUAGAAAGGGAGGUGGUAUGAUAGAGAAUGAGGUGAUAUGAUAGAGGAGAUGAUAUGAUAGAGAAAGAGAUAGUAUGAUAGAGGAGACGGUAUGCUACAGAAGGAGAUGGUAUGAAAUAAGAAGACUACAUUUCGUUACACAAAGUAUUUAUAACAAAAAUAAGUUUUAAGAAAGGAGAAGGAAAGAAAACUCGUACAGUCUUCCUAUUCACAAGGCAUUUGGAAUGGGAUCAAAUGAAUAUGAUCAGAAGAACAGUUGGGUCAUGAAUGAUCUGAAGUGCAAUAUUCCUAAAUGCUCAAAUAGUUAUAGCUUCUUACCAGAAUUCACUAUCGGAAAAAUAAAUAUAAUCACACCACCAAUCUUAAUGACAUCUUGCACACAUACCGCUCUGACAAUAAUAAUAUUGAUUAAAUAGAUGCACAUACCACUUUAACAGCAGAUUUUUUUUAUAUCCAGUUCAUAUACCCCUCUAAAAAUAAUACUCUUGAUGACAUCCAGCCCAAAUACUUCUCUGACAAUUAUGACUUUUUACAAAGUGUGUUUCUUCAGGCUCUUGUCAUUUAAACAGCUGUUCAAUUUUUUGACCUGGGUUUUCUCGAAUAUCUCAUAAAGCCAUUACUCAUUUAAUGCCAUGCAUUGUAUUUAUUGGUGAACCUAGAUCGCCAAGUUGUGGACAGCUGCAGGUUGAGGGGGGGGCCGCUUUUGGGGAUUAAUAAUAUACAAUUAAAUAAAUAAAGAAUGUGCAUGCGUUAGCCGAUUUCCCUUUUUGGGAUUUCUCUUCAGGCGGAUGUCAUCAUCCAUGUGACGUACAUUGAAUAAAUGUAUGCUGUGUUCGCCACGCACAGACAAUAAUUAACCGAUUGGGUUGGUAUUUCCAUAAACUCCUUUUAGACAGCAGUGUACGAAUAGCUUGAUGCCAACACUUUGGCAGGCAAAGUGGUCAGUUGGAGCGUGUGUUCCACAAUUGAAAUAUGUCCCAAUUCAAAUAGCGAUCAGUUUGAAGAGGGGGGAGAGGAGGGUUAUUGAUAAUAGUUGAAGGAGAAAUCGGAAUCGAAACUGCUCUGCUACUACACGAUUUCUAAAAUUUAAAAAAAAAAUUUAAAAAACACCUUUAUUGUCCGACCUCUGUUGGCUGAAAUCAUGUAAGGUCAGUUUUCUACAUAUCCUAAUCAAAAGUCCUAUUGAGAACCUAGGGCGUGUACUCUCGAAGACGAAUAUGGGAGUUGUUUCCUAGGAGUUUCAGAGAAGAUCAUGUUCGGAUACGAGACUAUAAUGUGCCACCCUUUGUUAUUGAGCUAGUGCGGUGCAUAUAUUUGUAUCCAAAGAAAUAAUUCUUUUUUAGCGUAUGCGGAUUAUCAACCGUGAUGUGUGCUUAAUUCGAGACUCAUGCGCCGGACUACGUUCUGAUUAUGAUCAAAACUAUGAAACCCAGUUCUUUUGGUCAAAAUGAUGAGACUUAGUUCUAAUAGUCACAAUUAUAAUACCAAGUUUUAUUAGUCAAAAUAAUGAGUCCUAGUUCUAUUGGUAAAUUGAUAUGUGCAGUGUACAUAGAAGUUUUUCAUAUUCUUUUCAAACUAGAGUCCGGCCUCGGAAUGUGUCUGAGGCGCGCUAAUCCCGCCCCUUGUUUUAAAAAGUUUGAGUACCCUUGCUCCAAUCUUAGAGGACGACCGUGACGUUUUCAUAUGACGUUUUCAUAUGACGUUUUCAUAUGACGUCCGUUUUCUGUUUUUUUUUUCUUUCCUUUUUUUCUUUUGACCAUCGAUUUAAAAAACAAAUAAAAGCGCUCAAUUGACGUCAUAUGCAAGGGCUGGGGUUUAAAUUUACACGCUGUCCUGUUCUUUACGUUCUUCCACUCUCUCAAACGGAGACAAGCAACGGGGGGGGGGGGGUCGACCUUGUAAAUUCUCCUCUUAUUCCCGUGCUUCUAUCUGCAAUAUUUCAUGUGCCGAAAAGCGUUCUUCGCCUUUGGUCUCAGUAAGGUCGGAGGGGCGAAUAGAUUAAACCGUUCACCGUCCAGUUUGCCCGGCAUGGCAACGAAAGCAGUUUGGCCGAUAAAGAGCGGAAGUGCUUUGAAUUGAAAGCAUUUAGAGCGAGCUGGGAAAACCAAAAGAAACAAAAAAACUUGGUUUAAAAAAAGGGGGGGAGGGUAUUUUUCUCCCGCUAAUAGGCUUCCUUUACGACGACGGUUAGUUGCCAAAGUUUUUUUUUUUUCUUUUUCUGACUUCUUCCAAUUUUCCGUUGUGUCAACAACAAUAAAACAGCCGCCCACGCGAAUAUUUGCAUAUUGCAGUGGUCCUCAACGCUUCGCUGAUUGAGGGACCUCGGCUCGUACAUGUUCUUCAGAGAUGUGAUACAAAUAGCAUUGUGAUUGAAAAAAAGGCGGGGGGGGGGGGAUUGGCGCACUCAAUUGCUAAUAUUCACAGUGUUAGCCAUACAAGAGAAGAAGGUCGAAAUCUACAAUGAUGCCAAAAAGUUCUAAGGAUUUCUUACAGUACCAUUUUGGAACCGCUUAAGUGUUGCAUUCAUAAAUCAAUGUUAGUUGCUACUUCAGUGUUGUUAUCGUUAAUGCAACACAUUUCAUGUCUGCAUAAUUUGUUGUAUUGAUUGCAGGGGCGGCGUCCCUGCAGGAACACGUGGGAACGGCGUUCCUGUCAUUUAUUUUUGUAGUUUAUCUUUUAAAGUAAUAAAUACAAAUGUAUUUUGAUUGUGGAGAAUCAGGGGUCCGCUCUCUACCACCCCGUCCCACAGGCGUUUGACUCCUUAUCGAUUGUAAAAAUUGUUCUACAGAAAAUUGUCUUAUCUUUUUUAAAAAUUGUUAUGAAUUAAAUACUCAUAAGUAAUAAUUGUUUUAUAUGAUGCAGGAAACUAUUGUGGAAAGUUGUUGCUUGUUUGUUUUUGUGUGUUUUUGUGUGUUUUGUGUGUGUGUGUAUGUAAAGCUGGUCAGUUUUGAAGGAGCUUCUAUAUUUUUCUAAUGUAUUUUAAAAUAGUUGGAUUGUCGACCCAAUUAUUUAAUAGUUUCAAUAUCACGAUGUGCAGUUAAAAAUAAAGCAAAGGUAAACCAUGAGGCUAAAAACGGUAACGGUGUCGCUGCGUUAAAAAGGAACUCUGUACUCAGACCGGGGUUAGUCCAGUCACGAUCAAUUAACCGUGUUUUGACAUCCCCAUCAGGUGAACGAGUUUUGACAUGCCCAUCAGGUGAACGAGUUUCGACAUGCCCAUCAGGUGAACGAGUUUUGACAUGCCCAUCAGGUGAACGAGUUUUGACAUGCCCAUCAGGUGAACGAGUUUUGACAUGCCCAUCAGGUGAACGAGUUUUGACAUGCCCAUCAGGUGAACGAGUUUUGACAUGCCCAUCAGGUGAACGAGUUUUGACAUGCCCAUCAGGUGAACGAGUUUCGACAUGCCCAUCAGGUGAACGAGUUUUGACAUGCCCAUCAGGUGAACGAGUUUUGACAUGCCCAUCAGGUGAACGAGUUCCCAUCAGGUGAACGAGUUUUGACAUGCCCAUCAGGUGAACGAGUUUCGACAUGCCCAUCAGGUGAACGAGUUUUGACAUGCCCAUCAGGUGAACGAGUUUUGACAUGCCCAUCAGGUGAACGAGUUCCAACAUCCCCUUCAGCUUGACCAGGGUGUUAUUUAGAAGACGCGUUCACGUCAUAUAUCCCUCGUGUUGUGAACUCUGGCAGACGCUGCGUUAGUAUUGGGCGUGGCUUAUUCCCUUUGAUCUUGUUUACCACAAAACAAUCUAUCACCUGUUUUUCUUGACUCGCAUGCGGAAGAAAAUGGAAGUAAAUUGUACAAUGUUCGAGUCACUAAUACAAUGCGUAAUACGACUGGAAUUUUCUGUAGAACAGACUAUAAAAAGCAAAGAGAGCAUUAUUUUUGGACGAUAAUUUUUUUUUCUUUACGGGGCUAGCAUUUAAUUUUGUAGCGUGUUAUUCCUGAUAGAGCUGUGUCUACUUACAUGUGUGAAUUCCUUUCAUCGUUGUACCUUUGUUUGGCAAAUUGUAAUUUUCGUCCACUUUUUUACCGGUACAAGAAACACAAUACUCUGUUAUGUUCUGUAAGUUAAUGAUUUUAAGUAUAUUUCUUUUAUUUUGUAAUUCGUUACUAACUUAAUAAAACUUUUUAAUUGCAGUUAGCACUGUUUUGAGUGUCGUAUUCUCUGUUCCUGUUUUUUAUCAUUUGGUAUCGUCUUGUUAUGCGCUGUUUUGGAACGAGCCAUACAUGUAAAUAGGAGAUUAAUUUCUCUCUACGGAGAGCAGUGCGUAGCAAGGGUGUCCACACUUGACCAGACUGAUUUAUGGAGUGACGUCAUGCCGUCCGUUGCAUCAUUUUUGAGUAGGCUUAAUCUGCUCUAGACCACGCACUAUACGAUUUUACGAUGCAUUUAUGAGAACGUGUAGUUUGUGUGGGUUUUUUAAUGUGACGCCAUCAACACUUAAUGGCCCAUGUAACAUUUUUUGACCCCUGGAAUACCUUAUAAUUUAAAAAAAAACAAAACAAAUCUUCCAUAACACAUUAUAAUGAUAGAACUGAAACUACAAUUCGGUGACUUUCAAACUCUGGGAAAUAUUAAGUUUCAUGUGCAUUAUAUUAUUCUAAACGAGUUAAAUUGAGUUUUUGAAUUAAAUUUAAUUCAAAAGAUUACAAAACAUUAGAACCCUUUCAUUUAUGACAGGAUUGGACAACCUUGAGUCCUUUAAUCUACCAUUUUCGCCCUAAAACUUUAAGAGACAACGAAAUUUUCGCUCACAUUAAAAAAAAAAUAUUAAAUAAUAUAAUUGGGUGGGCCAAUAAAAGUGAGAACAUUUCGUAACGUAAUAUUUUACAAGAUGUUCUCACUUUUUUUGGCCCACCCUGUAUAUAUUUAAUGAAAAAAAAUUACGGUUGGUGUCCAAUCCUAUGAAAGGGUUUAAAAACUUUUGCUAAUAUUAUAUUUAACAUUUAAGAAAUAGGAACUCAAGACUGAAAACGCUUUUGUGCAAUUUUUAAAGUUUAAUUUGAAUUUAUUUAACUUUAAAUUUUGUAUUUCUCUUCUCAGAAUUGAUUCCACUCUUCUGACAACAUGGAUGCACGUGUGGCCCGGCUGGGGCAACAGCUAAGAUUGCAGUUCCCAACAUUCCAUCACCUCACAGAGUCUUGGACAUGGCUGCUCACCUUCUUAUGCUGCGUCACCACUCUACCUCACCUGCCCGGGGUCCAAGCGGAAGAUGCCCCACACGCCUGGCUACCGGAGCCACAUUCACACUUGCCUUCCCGCAGAAAAGCUGAGUGUCAGCUCAACACCUCAAACUUGAAACUAUUAUCGUUUCUUCGGGACUGCCACCCGUCGGAUCAACACGGUAUGACAUUCGAGGAGUUUGAAGUAGCCUCACGUGACAGAAAAGACCGGUCAGCGUCUCCGGUGAAAGUUCUAAAAAUAAUACAAAGCUGGGCAGAAAAGAACCGAAGGCAAGACUUUGAUUCCUCGGUGUAUUCCACUCGUAAAAUUUCGUUUGAUGUGCCCCGCUCUUCACAAGAUCAUUUAGCUGAUACUAUAAGUAAGAGAGAUAUAAGGGCGUAUGAUAAAAAAGUAUUUGUUUUCGGGAAAGACGACAGACUGAAGAUAUACCCGGCCAUGAUGCGGAAAUUUCCUUACUCGAACAUUGUUCGCCUUUCUACCGGAUGCACCGGGACUCUGGUGACUCCACUACACGUGCUCACAGCAGCUCACUGCGUUCACACGGGAGUGGACUUUCGCAGUAAGCUGGAGAUGCUCAAAGUUGAGGUGCCCAUCAGUAUUGGGUUCCGGGUCUACUACAUAGAGAAGAUCAGCAUUCCCAGCAGAUGGCUGUACCCCAGGAGCAACCACGAACACCGCCUGUCGUGGGACUAUGCCGUGAUCAGGCUCAGCUACGGCGUGCACGACCGGAACAAUUUCUUCCCCUUGGAGGUGCCGACGCCGUCCGUGCUGAACCAAAACCUGCAGUUCCUGGGCUUCCCCACCAACGACAACAGCCUGUGGAUGUCCGUCUGCCCGGCUAGAGCCAACAAGGCCAUGGUCGACUGGAAUCUCAUACUGACGCGGUGCGACUCGGCCGUGGGGAACUCCGGUGCCGCUGUGCUUUCAGACGAUUCCAGACAAGGUAAAAAGAUCAUUGGCGUUUUAUCCAGCACGAUGCCCGUGGGGCGCAUGCCCUACUACACGCCCUUCAGUAUCAUCACCGCCCUGACGUGGGCGAAGCUUGACGACAUUUGCACAGAAAUCGGUGAGAUCGGCGUCUUCUACAACGUGUGCCCGCCUCCAGAAACCAUCCCCAAACCGAGGAGGACGAACCCCAGUAAUAAUGUGAUUCCAUUUUUCGGAUGACUGGUGAAAUGUUUUACCAAAAACAGAAUGCUGAAUUGUCUCAAAACUAGGGGGAAAAAAAGGAAAACAUAUUUGUAUAUAUAAAGGCUUUUUACUACGGACAGUUUGUGGAAUGCUUAAAAUAAGCUAAACAAUUUUUUUUUGAAAAACUCAUUCUACCCCAGGUUUUAGGAAAUUUCCUUUAAAAAUAAUUUAUUUAUGUGAGGCAGGAAAUUAAAAUAUUUCUUGUAAAAUUUAGUAAUGUUCAUAAAUUAUUAUUAUUACUACCUUUUUUUUUUGGAACGAUGAAUUUUGUAGGCCAUAAAAAAAAAAUUAAAAAAAAAUUAAGACCCGUUAAAACUAUGGUUACGUCACACCAUUUCUCACGUCUCACGUUGAAGUUUGCACUACUGAACCACGCUUGAUUUGAAAUGGAAUUUUCGGAAGAAGCAUCAAAGACUCAGACGACACAACGUGAGAACAGAGUAUACCGCUCAUCUUAAAUUAAACUGACCAGAUACAAAAAUGGAAACGCCCUUGGUGACAUGACUUCGCCAGUGAACACAGAGUGCAAGAAAGUUCAUGAAAUCAAAAAGGGGGAAUGUUAUUGUCGUCUUUAUGAAUGCUAAUUAAAUCAGUUCGCAGGCCAUGUCAAUGCAAUUCUCAAAAUCGAUUUGCUUCUUCACAAUUAAGCAUUUGCACGGUGAACAUAGCUACCCCCCCCCCUUUUUUCGGCCAACAACUGAAGCACUAUUUUGCGUAGAUUUUAUAGAGCUACUGCAAUCAUUACAAAUAUUUAGC
Messenger RNA from Lymnaea stagnalis (great pond snail), 18168 nucleotides. The record is from the annotation of a GenBank genome assembly. Lineage: Eukaryota; Metazoa; Mollusca; Gastropoda; Lymnaeidae.